AUGAAUGUUUCUGAUGAAAAUUAUAGAAAUAUACUGGCUAGUUUUCGGACUAAUGACUUACAAAAAUUAUUGGAAACGUUUGGUCAAAAUAAAACAGGUCAAAGAUCUGAAUUACGAGAUCGAGCACUUGAAUUGUUAAAGUCUAAACCAACUGGUCUUAACUAUGUAGCAUAUCUAACAAAAAUACUUGAACUACAUGGUAUCAUACAAUCUGAUUCGUAUAUUAAUGAUAUGAUGCAUAAUUAUUCUAUGCCACCUCAACAAAGACAGAUGAUGUCUAUGGGUCAGUCACAGACACCACAACAAAGAAUGUGCCUACUGCCACAACGUCCUCAGCAAUCGAUGCAAACGAUCCGCGCUGGAUUACCACAGUUAAUGCUCCAAAUGCAAAGAGCCGUACAUGGAAACCCUACUGAUCCAAAUACUAUUCAUGGAAAUACUAUGGCUAUCAAAAAUAUUCAGCAUAUAUUUGGUAGAAACCAGCCAGCUGGAUCUCAUACUGCAGAACCAUCUCAAUUACCCAUAAAUCAACCAAGUAUGGCGUAUAUGAUGCAACAAAAUACUGUGAGAUUUGUUUUGAAUACGUUGGCAAAUAAAAACAGUAAUGAUUCAACACCAUCGCCUCAAAUUUUAGCCAAUUACAAGUUCAAAAAACUACCAUUUUACGAAGUUAUUGAAGAUAUUAUAAAGCCAACUCUUCUAAAUGGAUCAGAAACAUGUACAUUAGUAAACUUUACUAUAGGAACUAGACAAAUGACAUUCAUCCAUACUAUGUCACCCGAACAAGCAUCACUUAUUGCGAUGAAUAGAGAUAUUUCAUAUGGAAAAAAUGAGUAUCUUUAUCAAUACCAGAUUCGAAUUUGUCAGUUAGAAAUUGGACGUAAUGAAGUAACUGAUUUUUUGCCAUUAGGACUCAAUAUUCGAGUUGGAAAUAAAAUAUGUUCAUUGCCACCUAUUGCUUCUGUACGAUUAGGAAACGAAUCUAGACGAAUUGCAAAACCUAUUAAUAUCGCGCAAUAUCUAAAACUUAAUCCAAAUAUUUCAAACUCGAUCACUAUAAAUUGGGUUCCAGAUGGGAAAAAAUAUGCCUUGGCAAUGUUUAUUGUAAAAAAGUUAUGUUCAGAUAAUUUAUUAAAAAAACUUCUAGAUAGAGAAACGAAGAGUUCAGAAGAGACAAAACAUUAUAUUAUUAAAAAGUUCACAGAUGUUGAUCCAGAUUUGGCCACUACGUCUUAUUAUUUUUCCUUGAUUUGUCCAUUGGGUAAAACUAGGAUGAAGAUACCUGCAAAAUCUAUCCAUUGUGAUCAUAUACAGUGUUUUGAUGCAGCUACAUUCAUUUCAAUGAACGAGAGAAAGCCAACAUGGAUGUGCCCAACGUGUAAUAAACCUUGUUUAUACGAUGAUAUACGAGUAGAAAAUUAUUUUUUGGAUAUUGUCACAAGUCCUAUGCUCAAAGACGAUAAUCAGGAUAUUGAAAUUUUGGCAGAUGGUUCAUGGAUUAUAUCUGAAAAAAAUAAAUAUACCAAUAAUAUGAAUAAUACUUAUGAUACUAAAAAAAACCCUAUAGAUUCUAUCGAUUUAGAUGACAGUGACGACGAAAUUUCUAUUGAACCAAAAAAAGAACUUGAACUAGAAGGUUCAGAAAAGCAGAAAUCUAUAAACACGAAAUCACAUUUUGUUGAUUUGACAAAAGAUGAGGACGAAAAACCACCAAAACAUACUGAUAAACUGGAAAAUGAGGCUCAGGCGAUUGAUGCUAAACAGCCAGUUACUGAACAUGAUUUAAUACCACAAAUUCAAGUACAGCCGCAACAAACAGUUACCAGUUCUGGACAAAAAUGAAAAAUGCAAUUGUUCUUUUCGUCAUUUCCUUCAAGU
Messenger RNA from Rhopalosiphum maidis (corn leaf aphid), 1878 nucleotides. Its product is annotated as E3 SUMO-protein ligase PIAS2-like. Gene Ontology annotation, molecular function: SUMO ligase activity; transcription coregulator activity; zinc ion binding. The record is from RefSeq and is a predicted model, not a curated record. Lineage: Eukaryota; Metazoa; Arthropoda; Insecta; Hemiptera; Aphididae. Gene Ontology annotation, biological process: regulation of transcription by RNA polymerase II; protein sumoylation. The coding region runs from base 1 to 1842 and encodes 613 amino acids. The transcript has 2 exons.